GAUUAUCCAAUAGUUAUGAUAUCAGAAAACAAGAAUUUAAAACGGUUUUACCUUGGUGAAGAUGUUGAUUUGACCUGUGACGUAGACAGCAAUCCCCUGUCAACACUUUCGUGGCACAAUCAUACGGGCGUAAUUGAUGAGAUAUUCGGAGCAAAAAGAAUUGACCUUCAUUUGAGAAAUGUUUCAAUCGACCAUUCCCAGACAUAUAGUUGCAAGGCCCAUAAUGGAAUAGGUGGAAUUGUAACAAGAAAUAUAUCGCUUAUUGUGAAAGAUCCAUCUGAAAGACCAGUAACGGAAGCAAUCAAACCAUCGGCGGAGUCAAACAUCUCCUCAGUCGUAGGGCCUGUAAUUGGCUGUUUAUUUUUUGCGAUACUUAUAGCAGUUAUUGUGGCUCUUAUUAUACGUAUGAAACGACAGAAUGAACCAUUAAAGAAGAGGAACAUUCAUGAAAUUAAAAUUGAAGAAAGAAAACCAAGUUUACAUCCGACUGGAAACGAUACUGAAAUGCAGGCCGGGUAUGAGUCAUUGGCAGGACAGGACACUACUACGGAAAUAGAAAUAUAUACAGAUUUAGAUACUGAAAUGCAGGGCGGGUACGAGUCAUUAGCAGGGCAGGGAACUACUACUGAAAUAGAAAUGUAUACAAAUUUAGAUGAUGAUAUGCAGGCAAGGUAUGAGUCAUUGGCAGGACAGGAUACUACUACGGAAAAAGGAAUGUAUACAAAUUUAGAUACUGAAAUGCACCCGGGUAUGAGUCAUUGGCAGGUCAGGGCUUUACUUCGGAAACAGAAAUGUAUACAAAUUUAGCAGAAAGCCAAACGACCACAGAAUUACCUGCCGAGUAUGAUGAUUCAGAAUUGUGAAUUGGAUUUAUUUAGUUGACUAUUAUAGAUAAAGAAGUGGAAGAAGUAUAUUGUAAUAUAGACAAAAUGGAUUUUAAGAUCGUGAUUAAUAUACAAAACUGUACUUAUAGUUGUCUCUGUUUUUAUAAAAAAAACGAAACAAAGAAAUAAUGUUGUACCUAUGAUGCAGUGCAUGCGAUAAAACAUCAUAUUAGUUUUCUGUAAAAGCUUUCGUAAAAUUACGAGAUAUAAAUAUUAUUUAAUGUAAUUUAAAAUGUUCGAGGCCAAUAAUAGCAGCUCGAGCUUACAUUUAUGCACGGUUGUGUAAAAUAUACAAUUGUGUGCAUAUAAUAUUAUUAUGAAACGUAACGUAAGAAUUAUGCAUUACUGUUCUUUAAUAUAGAAAGUCAAACAAAAUAAUUUUUUUGCUAAUGUCGUCAUUUUACGAGAACGUUUAAAUAUUCAAUACAUAUAAAUGCACUGGUAAUAAAUGCUUUGUUUUGAAUUUGGAUUUUGCAUAUCGUCGGUGUCAAUAUUAAACCUCGUAGCUUCACAAUACAAACUUUUCAGGAGAGGAAAAAAACAUCUUAGUUUUUUAGUUUUAUGUUCUAGAAUUUGAAACUUUGAAAUAAUAUCAAAGAAAUAAAAAUACAAAAUGUUGUAUAAGCACUUAGGGUGAAUGUCAUACCAAUCUUCUGUAACGAUAGUAACGACAUUUCAUCCUAAAAGUUUUUUUUUUCUUUUUCAAAGCUACGACAAUGCAUCUUUCAUUGAAAACACUAAACAACAGUUUCGGUUUAGUUUUGCAGGAAUUGUGAUGCGUGAAUACUUUAUACUUGAAUAUUAACAAUUCUAAUUGAACAAAACGAGUAUCUUUUAGCAAAUAUUAUUUUUAGUCUUUGCAAACAGUUUAAUGGCAUGGUUUUGCUUGAAACAAGUGUAGUAUCAAAUUAAGCAUGGGACAAAAAGAUUAAAGGCAAACAUUUGUAUAUCGGUACUAGCGUAUGUUGUUUAGAAUUGGUUAAUACUAGUGCUUAGUACAGGCCCAUGUUUUGAACCUAUGAAAAAGGUGAAGGCAAACAAUAUUUAAAUUGUGUUGCUAAAUAAUCACAAAGAAUUAUGCAAUCUUGUAACUUUAUUAUCAACUUGGUUAGUUUUACCAAUGCUUUAACUGAAUGAUAAUACCAUGUAACUUGACAAACUAACAAUAAAAUAACUGUAACAAUAUAACUGAAAUGCUUUCCUAAUACCAUACAUGUAUUACUUUUACCAUAAUUUUAUUAAAUUUUUAAAAGUUUGCUACAAUCAUGUUUAUCAAUGAGUCAAACUAACAUUCUCAUGUAUUAUGACCUUAAGCGCAAAUGAUUAUUAUGUAUUUGCAAAAGGACUGACAUUUGAAAAUCCACUUUAAAAUUUAUAUGUUACUCGAUUGAAUUACCAAUGCUUUAACUGAAUAGUAAUACAAUUUAACAACAGAAAACUCUAAACAAUAUAACUAAUUUUUUAAAUGAAAUCCUGUUCCCUUGAUACCAUACAUUUUAUACUUUUAUUAUAAUUUAAAGAAGAUUUUUAAAGGUUUGCUACAUUCAUGUUUAUCAAUGAGUCAAACUUACAUUCUCAUGUUUCAUAAAUUUAAGCGCAAACAAUUUUAUGCAGUUAUUUGAAGAUCCACUUUAAAAUUUAUAUGUAAUAACUUGGAUUACUAUACCAAUUAUUAAUUAACAAUAACAACUCAAACAAUAUAUUAACUGAAAUGCUAUCCUGAUAUCAUGAUACCAUACAUGUAUUACUUUUACCAUGAUUUUAUAAAAAUUUCAAUAAAUUGGUACAUUUGAAAAUUCUCAACUUGACAAACUAACAAUAAUAAAUUAAAACAACUAUAUCCAUAUACCAUACAUGUAUUAGUUUUAUCAUAAAUGUAUUAAAUUUUCAAAAGUUUGCUACAUUCAUGUUUAUCAAUGAGUCAAAUCAACAUUCUCAUGUAUCGUGAAUUUCAGCGCAAAUGAUUUUAUGCAUUUACAAGGAAACUAGCAUUUAGAAAUCAACUUUAAAACUCAUUUUGUUGUAUUUAAGUCACUGAUUGAUUCCGGCAACAUAAUCUGAUGUAUUACUUUGUACUGACAGGCAGAUUGUCAUAAAAUGAGUGAUAGUCAAUGGGAAGAACAGUUUUAAUCUCUUGUAGGUGUUUAUAUUUGCUCUGUUUCAGUGGUAAUUUCCCAGAAUACAAGUGUGAGGGUUUCUGUUUCAGAUAACGCUUGUUUGUCCUUCUCGCAGGCAAUUCUCAUAAUCUGUCUUAAAAGAAAUUGUACCAUCUACAGAGUACAGUAGUACUCUGAUAUCAUUAACUGUUUUUGAGUCAACUCCGAUUCCAAGACUAAUCGAUAUAUACUCAUUUUGCUCACUAUAGUCAGAGAAAAACGAAUAGUCAAGAUACUUCACUUGGUGCGGCUUUAUUUUUCGAGCUAAUUGUAUAUGGUUUACGUAAUCAUUUGGAACAUUUAUGUUUCUAUGUCGAAUCUGAGGCUCAAUAACGCUAUGCAUGGAAUCGCACUCUAUAUACGUGUGUCCUUUUUCCAAGUACUUGUGUUCAAUAACAAUAUGUUUAUUUUUUGCAAAAUUUGAAAGAGCAUUUGAAAGGUUAACGUUUCUGUUUUGAUAGCCACAUCCAUUUGUGUAUAUAAUAACAUUUUCUGUUUUCCCAGGUACAUGUUCUUCUAGAUAGUUAAUUAUGCAUGAUGUGAAAUCAUUAGCAGUAAGUUCUCCAGCUACCUCGAGCCAGAAAUAACAGACUGCAUCCCGUUAAACUAGAUUAAAUAUGGUGUAGUUGUGGCAAGAUAGUUUAGUCUUGCAGUAUAGACAACUUGCAUUCAGUUUUGUGCAUAAGAGAAGACUUUGUAAGUCUGCUGUUAUUAUUACUAUUUUACCGUUGCUGUCAGAUGCGAUUUGUUUAAAUAUCCUCUACUUUAGAAAGGUUUGCCUCAUUUUUAUUUUUCUUUCUUAUGUGUUCUACAUGAUCACUUUCGCUAACUGUUCCUGCAUUAAAGCCUGUGCAUGUAUCACACAAGUCUUUUUCAAGCUUGUAAAUACUUAUAUUCAUGCAAUUAAACGAAUCCAUGAAUAACGUUCGACUCACCGCUUCUGUUGACUCAGCUUGACAAAACGUUUAUACUCCGUAUAUAGCUCUGUAAAACUUGAGAAUGUCGGCUCAAUGUACUCCUUACUAGAUGUGGACCUACAAUAAUGGGAAGGAACUUUUGGUAGAUUGCGUAAGAAUUGCCUUGCAAAUUCCUUUUCUGCCGACUUAUUAUUACGUGGUAUUAUGGUUUGUUUUGGAGAAGGCAUACCAGCAGCAUCUGAAUCUUUAAUCCAUUGAUACAUCAUUCUUUCGCCAAUUCCUAGCGUAGCCAAAAUCAUUUCUUUGCAAACUACAAAUCUAUUGUCAGCAAUUCUAAGAAAAUACUUAUAAGAAUAUUCUCUCCUUUUGUGGUUAUCAGGUGUUUUCACAAUUUCAAUCAAACUCGUUACAUAGACCCUUUUCUCCGGCCAACUCAUAUUGUACAAAAACCUCGAAAAAAUCGCUUGCCUCUCUAGCUCUGAAAUAUCCAUACAUCUUCUCCCUUUUUUAUAACUCCGACAUUUUUUACCACAAUUACUUUUGGUUAAAAUUCUGUCAUGCUUUUCAACAACAUAUUCGUUUUUCCCCAUUUCAUUUUUCUUCUGGCCAAGAUAUUUUAAUCCAUGUUCUCGGAGUUUUUUUAUUUCUCUUACCUACAUGCUUUGUGGAUUGAAUUUGGUUUCGCAGCGAUAGUUUUUCAUUUGAUUCUACUAUUUCUUCAUGGUCGAUACGAUUGACAAAAUCCAGAAAAUAGAUAAAUACAGAAUCCCUAAAGAAAGCCCAACACGGCAAAAUUGAAAAUGUUGCAGGCUCGGUUUGAUUGAGUCUGUUCAAGCCUAUUUUAUCUGCAGAGUGUUCAGUUGCUUCAUGAAUAAAAGACUCAGUCAGUUCAAGAUUCACUUCUGUUUCAAUACCAAUUAUAGUACUACACUCAACAUCACUUAUCUCAGUAAUCAACUGACUCGGCAAUUAAUUUUCAGUUUUGUUCAUUCCUGAGCUGUUAACAAUAUUACUGAGCUGUUCCACAACUUUUGUUGGAAUCAAGUCUUCAUUUUGUUCUAUAGGUGUUUUAUCUGACACUAAUUGUGCAUUUGCUUCAUUUAAGUCUCGUACUUUAGUAGGAACCACACAUUCCGUUUCUGUUAUUUCUAAAGAAGAAUCACUUGAAUAGUUUGAAUCUAGCACAGCUUCAUUACAGUAUAGAAACUCACCACUUACAAUACUUUCAAAGCUAAACUUUCUCUUUUUUCUAAGAGGCACAUAAUCAGGAUCAUAUAGAACAUCAUCGUAUUUGGGUCCUCAGAGUUAUUGUUUUCAUCUACAAGUUGAGGUAUCUGUUUUAAUGAUGACUCAUCUGGAUUAUCACUUUGAGAAUUGCUUGGCAUUUUAUCUAUUUUUUCAUUCACAGAAUUACUGUUUUUGUGUCAAUAUAUUGUUGUUUCUUGUCAAGGUUUGAUAUCGAUUGACCACUACUCAUAGGUUUGUCUUGGUUUACACCUUUUACUUUUGUUAACACAUUCAAGUCAAGUCCCUUUUCUAAUGAAAGCUGAACCAGGCGUUUUCCUCUGGAGAACAUUUUUAUUGCCUUUGUACAUUGAGUGUUUUAAUAUCACAGUCUAUCCACCUGUCCUUCAGUUGGUUAAUAGAUCUUUCACUUUCAUUUGAAUCAAAAGAAACUUGGAUAUAGUGCAUUUCCAUGUUUAGAAUUGUAUCACAUUGUUCGACAGUCAUAAUAAUUUCUGACGCAUCUAGAACUAAUAACUCUAGUGAGGUGCCUAUAUCGACAACAGUAGAUGCCUUCACAUUUGUAUAUGAAAGAUACAGUUUAUGAAGCGUUUGAACUCCGGAUAUAACUCUAAAGUCAUUGUCAACAAGAUUAUCACACUCUGAAACAUUCAAAAUUUCAAGCCUAGGCAAGUAUUUUAAAAAGCACAAGGUGGAUAUCUUGCUCGCACUAACAUGUAACCAGUUUAGAUUUUUAGCGAUACAUAUAUUUGUUGUGAACAGAAAGUCAAGUUCAUCACUUCGACAGAAAAUUUCUGCGAAUGGUAACAAUAAUGUUUUUAUUCCAAACGAAUGUUUUAGAAUUCGCUUGAGGAUUCCAAUGUUGCCAAAAACUGGACAAUCAAGAUCUAUUUCUUCCCAGAGGGAGAUGUAGUGCUCAAUUAUAUAAUUCAAAAGUUUACAUGUUCUAUUAACAGAUAACAGCAGUUCCUUCAUUGGUAUUUUUGAAAGUAUAUUGACUAAUAUAUGCUCUGGUAAUAGAAGCAAGUUUGAUACAGGCAUAUCCAUACAUAUUGAGAAAUCUCGUACCUUCAACAAAACGAAAACAGUUUUUAGCAUUUGUCGGGGAUGAAAUGACGUAGCGAUUUCCGAAAAGACGUAGCAUAAAACAUACAUUACAAUUAUUCAGAAGGAAAUGACGUAGCUUAUAAACAUGCAUGGUUGUAUCAUAUUUCGUUUAUUUUACAGAUAAAAAUAACUUUCAAUGUGAAUGCUUAACUACUGCGCAUAUCACAACCGAUAAAUAAUUUGCAAUUUCAGCAAAACUCAGAAAAGUAAACAACAUGAUAAGUGUUUUUGGUAUUGUUUUGUCUUGAAAAAUAAAUGUCUUUUUCUCAACAAUAUUGUCUUUUAAAUGCAACAUUAAUGUUUUGUAUGUGAUAAAAUGUAAGAGUAAACCUUAAAAAUAACUUAAAAUUUAUAAGAUAACCAGUAAAAUGCAUAAAAAAUAUGUUCAUUCAGAGCAGCAAAAUGUCUUGUUGUUACAAUCGUUACGUCUUUUCCUCUGACAAAAUGUGGGACCAACCCAACUACAACAAUUAUUUUGGGUUUUGAUUGGCGUAGAGGAACAAAAUAUAGACCAAAAUACGCGCAAGUUUUCAUACA
Molecule: messenger RNA, 6846 nt
Organism: Ruditapes philippinarum (Manila clam)
Lineage: Eukaryota; Metazoa; Mollusca; Bivalvia; Venerida; Veneridae
Exons: 10
Coding region: 16-807 (263 amino acids)
Biological process (GO): heterophilic cell-cell adhesion
Cellular component (GO): cell surface
Source: RefSeq, a predicted model, not a curated record